GCUGCACAACCAAUGCUUAAUUCUGGGAUAAUGGAAACAAGUACGGCCGAUGGCGAGGCUAAGUUGAACUCCGCUGGCAAGCCUGCUGCUACUGGGAAACCUGAGCAAAAGCGAAAAAGGAUCAGGAUCAAAGAAAAGUCAGUUUUGCAGGCCAAGCUGACUCGACUCGCUAUCCAAAUUGGCUAUUUAGGUUAG
Protopolystoma xenopodis is the source of this 195-nucleotide messenger RNA. NCBI's taxonomy places the organism in Eukaryota, Metazoa, Platyhelminthes, Monogenea, Polystomatidea, Polystomatidae. The record is from the annotation of a GenBank genome assembly.